Molecule: messenger RNA, 1551 nt
Organism: Chironomus riparius
Lineage: Eukaryota; Metazoa; Arthropoda; Insecta; Diptera; Chironomidae
Source: the annotation of a GenBank genome assembly
AUGGAGCAGCUAGUAAUAGAGAUAUCAUCUGACGAGGAAAAGAUCAAGGUAAAGGAGAAGAAGAAGAAAUUGCAGACAUUAAGGAAAGACAGGAAGCAAGCAACGAUUAAAAAUUACUUUAAGCAAACAAAUGGACAAACUUAUUUCAAAACAUUCCAAAAGUCGUCACGUCCUGUUCAAAAGGAAGUAAAUCUAUCGAUGACACAACUUCUUGAAGUCAAAUUAGAAGAAGAGGAUAGAAUCCUAUCUGAUUCACAGAUCCAGCCAGCACCAAAUAUCAAGUUAGAAUGUAUAACUGACAACUUUCAGAAUCAAAUAGAUCCAAGCAGAAUAUUCGAUGAAAUAGUCAAUAAAAUCUUUGCAAAUCAGGAUUAUGCCAAGCAGAGUAUUAAUAUGGACAGAUCACUAGUGGCUGUAAUGAGUGACGCAAGUGAUGAUGAGGAACAAAAUACUGAAAACAAGAAACCCUCAAAAAGAAAGAAGGCGAUAUGUCCAAAUUAUAAAAUCAUUGAAGGUUCACUAUUUGCUGUGGAUGCAUUUAGGUACGGCGAGAUCUCGGGUGUUGAGCAUUAUUUCCUCACUCAUUUUCAUGCUGAUCAUUAUAUUGGACUUAAGAAGAAGUUCUGCCAUACAAUUUAUCUCUCAGAAAUAACAGCAAAGCUAGUUAGACAGUUUAUUGGCGUUGCUGAAGAAUACCUCAAUAUAGUUUAUGUGGAUGUGCCGUUUUAUGUUGAAAAUGUGUGUAUAAUUCCGUUAGAUGCAAAUCAUUGUCCCGGUGGACUCUUGUUCUUGUUUAAAUUUCCUGAUGGACGUAAUGUGCUGCAUACUGGCGAUUUUAGAGCGAAUGACGAGAUGAUUGAAAAGUUGCAUCAAUUUGAAUGUCCAACACUAGAUCUUAUUUAUUUAGACACAACUUAUUUACAUAGUAAGAGACGAAUGCCAUCACAAAAAGAGUCUAUUGACUUUGUGCUGCAUAGUGUACAAAAAUAUCUUGAAGACUUUAUUGGUGAAAAGUUUAUCAUCCUUGUUGGUGCUUAUCUCAUUGGCAAGGAAAAGGUGUGGAUGGCAAUUGCUGAAAAGUUCAAUUUUAAAGUAUAUCUCGAAAAGGAGAGAUUCAAAGCAUUUAAAGAAAUAUGUACAGCAUCAGUAUCACAUUUUAAGUUCUAUAAAAAGUAUGUCACGUUGAAUGAACAGGAAGCAGAAAUCCGUAUUGUUAACAUGCUACAAAUUACUUAUAUUAGUCUAAGAGACUUUCUCAGUGAAAAUCAGGACUCAUUUAAUACUCUAUUGGGAAUAUCAGCCACUGGAUGGGUGAAUAAUAAGUACACAAGUGGCCGCAUUUCUCUUAUUAAUUGCCAAUAUUCAGAACAUUCAAGCUACGAUGAGUUGGAGAAAUUCAUUGUCGGAACAAAUCCAAAGAAUGUCAUCUCGACAGUGCCAAUACGACCCAUUAAUUCUGACAUAACUGCUGAGGUUCCAAGAGAGUGGCUUACAGAGGAAGGGAAAAGCAAGAAGAAGAAAAAGCAACAAAAACUGCCAGUAAAAAAGUGA